Magallana angulata is the source of this 5003-nucleotide messenger RNA. RefSeq names its product interaptin-like. Bases 292 to 3495 code for a protein of 1067 amino acids. The transcript is spliced from 3 exons. The record is from RefSeq and is a predicted model, not a curated record. NCBI's taxonomy places the organism in Eukaryota, Metazoa, Mollusca, Bivalvia, Ostreida, Ostreidae.
UGGAGCCCAGAAAUGUUCAGUCUUUUAUAGUGGAGAUGUUCAAUAAUUAAUCAGCCCAAAUGAAAAAGAUAACACACUGUUACAAUUUCUGGUACUGAAUGAACUUGCAGACAGGGUGGAAUCCUCUAUUGACCAUCCAAGAGAAGACCUGGCUACAUGGAAAGCAAACCCUGGGCUAGCCAACAACCAAAGAGAGACUACUCUAAAUGAAGGCACUCUACCUCACUGCGCACAGUGAAAAUAUCAGCUAGCGGCAAGCAAUUGGCCAGUGAACUGUGGGAGGGGAACAACAUGGAGCCCUAUUCUAACAUCGGGGGCAGUUAUUACAGCCCAAGGAGCUCUCAAAACCGCUUUGGGAUGACAGAUUCUCUGGCUAUCUCCUCAGGUGUUUUCCCCGAUGAGGACAGUGGUUUUAACUCAAGCUUCAGCCUCAGUCGACUCCCACAAUCCGAGGAUUAUUCACUUUCUCCCAGAUCACCCAUGGUUUCUCCAGGAGCUAUAGUGAGAUCCACGUCUCUAUCCAGACUUAGUGGACCUCUGGUCACACAGGAGGUGACCCCAUACACAUACACUCCAUUCAGGGUGGAUCGAUCGCUAAGGAAUCUUAAAGGCAAUUUGGAGGACAGUGAAAAUAGGCGUCAUGUUCUUGUGCAUAAACUGCGAGAAGCUCAAAGCACGCUGGAGCUUCAGAGUGAGAGAUUAUCGAAGAUUGAGAGUGCAGCCAAGGGAAAUGCAUUUCUAUUAGAGGAUUUGAAACAUAAAGAGAGGGAGUACAGAAAAACCAUUGAUUCCCUGCAACUGACAGAACAGGAGAAGGAUAUGCUGAAAAUGGAAAACAUCAAACUGAGACAAGAAAUGCAAGACAGAAUAGAUAAACUUGACUUUGCUUUACGUUCUUUACAAGCCCAACAUCAAGUUGCAGAAAAAGAGAAUCAAAAACGUGUCAUUCUGCUAGACCAGUCUUCUCAAGCUUUAAACAUGUUAGAAACAGAGAACAAUAAACUGAAACUUGACCAUGAACACAUGAAUAAAGAAAUGGCUAUUGCAAGGGAAGCAAUUGAACUCGCAAGAUCCAAGUUUGAGCCUAUGGAGGAGGAAAACAGAGACCUACGAUCUGAAAACGCUACUCUCAGGGAUGAAAACGCAGAUUUGUCUAAGAAAACAUCCGAGUUAACAGGGCAGUUAAUGGAAUUAAGAAAGCUAACUCAAUCCAUGAAGGAAGAGAAUGAAAAACUUGCAAGUUCCUGGAAAGCAUUAUCUGAGGAAAGACAGAGACUUGUACGACAAGUUGAAGGCUCUCAAGAAAAGGCGGCAGAAAUGAAGACCAAAGCGAACACAGUUUCCGGAGAGAGAGACAGGCUGUUUCAAGAGAAAAUGGACCUCAACAAUAAAUACCAGCAGCUUCUCAUCAAUAAAGAAGAGCUUGCUCAAAAGAAAAAUGCACAAGAAGAUCAGAUAAACGAGUUGGAAUCUGACCUUGAGAGAAUGAAGAAGUCAAUGAAGAAGAUAGAAGAAGACAAACUCAUUCUACAAGAGGAGGCAUCAGAUUUAAGAAGGGCAAGUGAUGGUCUCUCUGCUGAACUAAACUCAGUGAGAAAUUAUUAUGAAAAAGCCUUAGAACAAAUAGAUGCACUAGAAAAUGAAAAACGAGCACAUCAACAACAAGGAGACAUGAGAAAUCAGGAGCAGAACCGAUUAAGGGGAGAAAUUGAUAGACUGAACAAGCAGCUCAUGAGUAAGACAAAAGAGCUUAAAAAAGAAAAAGAAGAAGUGGAUGAAUUGAUUACCAAAUUAAAAGAUGACCUUCGCACUCAGAAAGAUGACAACUUCUUACUGGAGAGCAAGGUUGAAGAAUUAUCUGCCAAACUAAACAAAGCCAACGACAACAUGCGAUAUGCAGCUACCACUAGUCAAGAAGAACUGGACACAUGGAAAGACACAUGUGAAAGGCUUACAGCUUCAGUUAGUCGCAAAGAAGCUGAGAUUCAAUCCCUCUCUGAGAAAUGCCUCGAACUUGAAGACCUAACAGCAAAACUUCAGGCUGAAACUCGUUUGCUAAAAGAAGAUAAUGAAGCCUUGACAGAUCAACAAGAAGAUGUCAACAAGCUGAAGGAAGAGAAUCGAAAAAUGAUCCAAGAAAAGGCCGAGAAUGAGCAAAUGAUCAAACUUCUAGAGACACAGAAAGAGGUUCUGACAAAGAGCUCCGAAUCACAGCUAGCAAAAUUACAUGACAUCGAACAACUUACAGCACGCGUUGAUCAGCUAAGAAAUGAAAACGAACACUUAAGAAACAGAGUGUUAGAACUAGAAAAUAUCAGAGACAAUUUAGUACAGCAGAAAGAAGAGUUGUUAGCAAACACUGAACUCAUCUACAAGAAUCCUAAGCUAGAGGAACUACAGACCAGAGUUGAUGAACUGCAGGAUGCCAACAGGCAGCUUAGAGACAUUAACGACUCGAUCAACGAUAAAUGCCAGACCUUAGAAGAAGCAAAUCGCGAACUUAAGGAGGCCGUUGGUGGUGACGGCACUGUGGUUCCUAAAUACAACCUUCUCCGAGUCCAGGAGGAAAGAGACCGCCUUGCAGAUGAUAUCGACCGAGUACGACAACAGUACAAUAAACUGCAAGAUCAACAUGAAGAGUACAUGAACAAAUAUGGUCCUGAUGGUGAAGAAUAUCAGAAAGUAGACAUAUUAGAGAGAGAAAAGGAAGGUCUUGAGAAACAGGUAGCUCUUAUUAACGGACAGCUACUUCUUGUGGAAAGCAGUAAAAAGAGGCUGGAUGAAGUAGUGGAGGAUCUGCAGCAUGAAAUCGUGCAUCUAAGGAAGGAGCUGGAAGAGGCUGAAAAGCAGCCAGUGUCUGGGCCAGAUAUGAGCGAGCUACAGGCUGAGUUGGAAGAUCUUCGCACAGAACUGACUCGCAAUCAGAAAGACAAAAUGAAACAGGAAAAUAUGUUGCGCUCGCUAAAGGAAGAACUUGAAGAGGAGAGAACCAAAAAGCCAACACAGAUUAGAGAAUCUCUAGAUGAUGUUGGAAGUGAGCUAAAUUCUAUGAGAGGAGAGCUGCAUAAACUGGUAGGAGAAAUCGAAAGGAAAGAACAAACUAUCACAACAUUAGAAAACCAGCUCAGACAAUCAAAGGACAAAAUUGAGGAUAAAGACAAGGUGAUACAUACUCUUAAAUCAGGAAAUGGCCAACACAUAACCCAAAGCUUGGAUGAGACUGCCCCAAAGUCAGCAGGCAAGGAGAGUCUGAGUAAAUCAGACUCUCUAGGAAGAACACAGAGCCUGAAUGAGAGGGGAGGCAGUGAUCGUCUGCAAUCGCUAAUCUCCAAAUACAGAAGCUAUGGUGAACCGUCCAGUCCACAUCCUGAACGCAAAAUUAAACCACUACCUCUGAUCAGCAGCAGUGGGACGAAGAUGGGGCUCGUGACGCGAGGGAAAAGUUUCGGACCUGCUGCACCGAAAAGUGAUGACAAAACCAAGAGAAGCACGUGAAAGCAAAUAGUGAAAAAAAAGCAUUGAUGCAUCUGUGCCUUAUCCAAAGAAAAACUGUGCUUAUUUGUGUAUCUUUCACUACAGACUUAAUGUAGCAAACUUUAUUAUCUAAGUAUUGUGUAUUGAAUGUAUGUUAAUUAAUAUUUAAACCCAAACUACUCCAUGUACAUCGACCUUUAGCCAUAGCAUUAUGAAUAUAGCUCUAUUUUCUGUACGUGUUUGUGAAUAUUCUUUUUUAGAAUGAAAUCAAAAUAUCAAUAGCAAUAUUCAAUUAAUCUGUGAUAUUUAUUUUAUUCGAUUCUGUGAUACAAAUUUUAUUCUGCCCGUAAAACUGUAAUAUCAUAGCUUUUUUAUACAGAUUUCUUCAUUUUACAUGAAUAUAGUGAUAGUAACCAAAUUGUUUUUAAUUAGUUAGUCAGAUCACAUAAUGGAUGUGUACUUGUUUUUGUUUUAGUAUUUAUGCAUGUUAUUACUUGUUUCAUAGUUUGAAAAAAAUACAAUGAGUUUUUGUAACAAUGGAGGUGUCUUUGUUUUGAGCUUUCCUUUGAAUAGGAGUUAAUUCAAACAGGGUUUAAUCAACAAAAUCAGGGUAUGAAGUGAUUAAUUUAAAUUUUGUAUUGUGCCUCGUCAAAUUUUAUUCAAAAGGUUAAAUUUCAAAUACUUAAGUUAAAUCUAAAAUUUUGUUUCACAUUAUAUUUGCUGAGCACUGAUAUGUUAAAGGUAUACAUACCCAAUUUUAUAUACAUGUACUUGUAAUGUGAUUUGUGUUUGAAAUUUUCUUAUUUGGUUCAAAAUUAUGUCUUCAUGUGUUUCACUGAUGAAAGUUGUAGCGGUACUUAAGAUUUCGAAAACUGCUGGACUCAUUAUGUUUUGCGCAUUACUCUAUUUAAAUUUGUCUUCACUUAUUGAAAAAUAUUCAUAAUAAGCAUUAUUAUAAUACAGUAUAAUACAGCAAGAUGUCUGCCUAAUUUUAUACUUGUAAAUGAAUGUUUUUUAAUAUAUUAUGAAUACCUCCUGCUGAUUUCUUAAUCAAUUUAGUUCAUUUUCAAUUUUUUACCACAUUCAUAUAUUAAUUCUUUGUGUAUUCAAAACCAAAGUGUAAUGUGUUCUGUACACACAAUUUUCCAAUGGUGCAACACACAAGUCCUUUUAAAUAGAGAAAAAAAAUGUAUAAAGGUAACAAAUGGAGUGAACAGACUGAAGUUUGAAUUUAUCAACAUGGCUUUUACCAGUGAAAGAAUUUUAUUGACACUGAAAAUCCUCUAGACCUGUCAAUGGAAGAUAGAAAGUGCUUGACGAAGUUUUAUGUUGAGUAAAGAUUUUAAGCAAAUAAACUGCAGGCAGUUAUUCCUGGGAAGACAUUCUAGUGUACAAAGAUCGAUCCGCCAGCAACAGUGAAAAGAUAAGACUCCUGCACUCUUUCUAGUUCCCGGCAUGAUUUGGCUUGUGAAAUGUUUCUUAAUUUGUAUUGUACAACUUGCUCAAUAAAUUUCUAUUUGUUCAAACAA